AUGAGUGAUGGUGGGUUAUUUGCUUGGGAUUGUGAAACAUAUUCAGAAAGUGAAACGCGUAAAGCAAUUCCUUAUGCGUGUACGUUAAUUAAUUUAGAAAAACUAAGAAAAAUGUUAGACAGAAUAAAUAAUCUCUUUCCAGAUUUAAAUCCUACAGAUCAUGUUCCAGAAGAAUUUUAUGAUAAACUAAUGAAUAUAGUAGAAAUAUUUGUAGAAAUAGUUAAAGUCGGUGGACGAAUUAUUAGAAUAUUAGAUGGUAUAGUACACGAAGAAAAUUUUAAAACUCCACCAUAUAGAGAUUAUAUUUUAAUUUUAGGAGAUCUUAGAAAUAAAUAUAAACUAGAAGCGCCAAAAGUCAAAUAUAAUAUCAUUCCAACUUCUGAUGGUGUCUUAAAAGAAAAGAAAACGUUUAGGGGUUAUUCUAAUAAUAAGACAAGUGUAGAAGAUUAUAUUCGGUUGGCUAGUGGACAUGAUGUGUCGAAUGAAUUUAACAAAAGAGGGGAAAGGAGUUUCACGAAUGGUAUAGUUAUUCCAAAGGAUGAUGAUAAACAAAAGAAAGUUUUUAAAAGUUAUUUGAAUUUUGUAAAGAGAAAACCACCAAUCAGUGAAGGAAUUAUGUAUCUUUAUAGUGAUAAAGAUGAGUAUAGUUUUGAUGAAAACUAUGAAUUUGAUGAUUUCGAUUACAUAUAUAUUCAAGAAGAGAAUGAAGAGUGA
This is a messenger RNA of Lottia gigantea (owl limpet), 714 nucleotides long. RefSeq lists its product as hypothetical. The transcript has 3 exons. The coding region runs from base 1 to 714 and encodes 237 amino acids. The record is from RefSeq and is a predicted model, not a curated record. Lineage: Eukaryota; Metazoa; Mollusca; Gastropoda; Lottiidae.